This is a messenger RNA of Penicillium cataractarum, 471 nucleotides long. RefSeq lists its product as uncharacterized. NCBI's taxonomy places the organism in Eukaryota, Fungi, Ascomycota, Eurotiomycetes, Eurotiales, Aspergillaceae. The record is from RefSeq and is a predicted model, not a curated record. Bases 1 to 471 code for a protein of 156 amino acids. The transcript is spliced from 2 exons.
AUGGUAUCCAGCUAUUACGAUCAAUACCACCCAACUUGGUGUCUGGAGGCAGUUCCUAGACAACAGAAGAAAUGGCUCUCCUUUUUUACUUUACGUUUUGCCGCAGCUCUGUGCCAGAUGACGGUCGUGAUUUGCUUUGCUUGGGCUUAUACCGAGCAUGAGAAGCCCGUGGCCUAUAUCGAUGGCCUGGGAAGUGCCUGGUCAAGUAUUAAUCUAGGAACUGCUGCUUACGCAUUCCUUUGGUCCGUCGUCUUUCUCUUGGUCGUCUUGAUCUUCAACUGCAGAGUCCAUCCCGGCACGAGCAUCACAUUUGAUUGCCUGGCUUUCCUUGCACAAAUCAUUACCGUCAGCUUCUAUGUCAAUGAGUUUGCCGAGUAUCAACACGGUGGAUACUCGGAGAAUACCGAAGAAGCUAAAAGGCUAUAUGGAGUAGAAUGCUUCGGAAUCGCAAUGAUGUUUUUAGGGUUGUGA